Molecule: messenger RNA, 3327 nt
Organism: Drosophila santomea
Lineage: Eukaryota; Metazoa; Arthropoda; Insecta; Diptera; Drosophilidae
Gene: bma
Product: SCY1-like protein 2
Exons: 18
Coding region: 1-2646 (881 amino acids)
Biological process (GO): protein phosphorylation
Molecular function (GO): protein kinase activity; ATP binding
Source: RefSeq, a predicted model, not a curated record
AUGCCCGCCGGCACAAUGUUUGCCAAAUUCAAGAGCACCAACGUGGCCGCCUCCACAGCCACUCAAGCAGUCGCCGAUGGCAAUCCCAUUACGCAGUACUUCGAAAUCGGCAAGCCGGUGGCCUGUGCCGGCCCAGAAUUGGUGUGGCGCAUCCAUGAUGCGUACCGCAAGAGCGACAACAAGGAAUGUUCGGUGUUUAUAUUCGAGAAGAAAAUUGCGGAGAAGCUGCACAAGCCGCGUCGCAAGGAGACCAUAACGGAGUUGCUAAAGAGUUCGGUGAAGACACUGGAGCGCUUCCGCCAUCCACGGAUACUACAAAUCUAUCACACGGUCGAGGAAAGUGCGGAUACGCUGGCCUUUGCCUCGGAGCCCAUCUUCGCCAGCCUCUCGAAUGUCCUGGCCUUUCACGAGUCGAAAACCUAUGAGGCGACCAAUGUGGCGCCGGCGGCGGGUGGAGCAGCUGCGUCCCAGGCGCAGGCGGCGGCGAGCACCUUGCCCCAGCGACCGGCCCAUGCCAAGGAAUACAAUUUCUUGGACAUGGAGCUGAAGUAUGGCUUUCUCCAGCUGACCGAGGCACUGGCGUAUCUGCACUAUUCCGGUCACGUAAUUCAUCGCAAUGUGUGUCCAUCUUCUAUACUAAUAACCAAGCGCGGUAUAUGGAAACUGGCCGGCAUGGAAUAUGUGGAGAGAAUGAACGAGAACGAUUUGAACAGCUCCAUUCCGUGUCCGCCGUGGAGCAAUCGGGUGUCCAAGAUGGCCCAGCCGAAUCUCGACUUUAUGGCUCCCGAAACUCAGUCAACGUCCAAGUGCAGUUUGCUCAGCGAUAUGUUCUCGCUGGGAAUGGUAAUCUGUGCGGUCUUCAACAACGGCAGACCACUGAUACAGGCCGGCAACUCCACCUCCAACUAUGCCAAGCAAAUGGAAACGCUGGAUGAUCUGGUCCACAAGUUGAUGCCCAGACUGCCAAUUGCCCUGCAGGAGGCCACUUCGCGGAUGGCCAGUCGAGAUGCAACCGCCAGACCGACCGCCCAACUGCUGCAGCUCAUCAAGUACUUCAUCGAUACGCCUAUAAACGCUCUGAAAUUCCUGGACGUGGUCAACAUGAAGGACACGCAGCAGAAGUCCCAGUUCUACAAGACCACCUUGAUCGAGGCCAUGCCGAUGAUACCACGUAAACUCUGGUGGCAGAACAUCUGGCCCAUGCUCAAGUCCGAGAUCAACAAUAACGAGGUCCUAGCCGCAGUCCUGCAGCCGGUCAUGCUCUUUGUCCAGGAAGCCACGCUCACGGAGUACGACACCCUCAUGGCGGCCACCAUGAAAGUCAUCUACAAUACACCGAAAUCCAUUCAGGCCAGCGUCACAAUACUUGAGAAUUUGCAUUUGAUUAUCGAGAAGACGAAACCGGAGGAUGUCACCACAGAUAUAAUGCCCAUGCUGUUCUACUCCUUCGACGGCUCCACGAUACAAGUGCAGAGCGCCGCCGUGGUGGCUGUGGCCAAUGUGUUUGAUAGCAUCGAUGAGCUCUCCAUUCGCCGCAUGGUCCUGCCCAAGGUGAAGCAGGUGUUUGAGAAGAACAUAACCGAUCCGAAGAUUGUGCAGAACGUGCUGAUGUGCAUCGAGCGGGUCAUGGACCGCAUGGAGCGGGCACAGGUUAUGGAUGAGGUUCUGCCGCUGCUGGCGAACAUUCGUAUUCCCGAUCCCGAUAUCAUCAUGCGUACUGUGCGCAUCUACCAUAAACUGUUUGUGGACAAAACCUACGGACUGACCGUGGAGACGAUGGCCACCAAUGUGCUGCCCCUGCUCAUUCCGCACACGGUGAAUCCCUCACUCAAUUUCGAGCAAUAUUGCUACCUGCUGGAGGUGCUGCAGCAAAUGCUGGAGGCCAUCGAUCGGCAGCAGAGGAACAAGUUGAAGUUGGACAACCUGUCGAUGGCCUCUCCGGAACGCCACCGCACCCUGCGUCACCAGUUCUCCACGGACAACAUGAAUGCGCCACCCUUCAACAUUCCCAACUUGCGCAUAGAUCAACGCAAGACGUCCAGCGCCGAGGACAUGGCCCGCAAAAAUUCUGGCGGCUCCGGCAUGCUGGGCGGCUGGUGGUUCGGCUGCUCUCCCUCGUCGCCCGACAGCAAUUUCCUGCGCGUGGGCAACGUGUUCCCCAACCGGCGACUGUCGGACAACACGCUGAUGACCCCCAAGAUCCGGAUAGCUCCGUCGUGCGCCUCCUCGCCGGGCGGUACUCCUGGCAGCGGGCUGCCGACUCGACGCCACUCGAGCAUUGGGCCGCAGGAGCGCCGGGGAUCCACCAUCAAUUUGUCACCACCAACUAAAUCUCCUUUAUUGUACUCCCAAAAACAGGGUGGCUCCAUGCCGAACACCUCCAGCAGUGUGCCAUUCCUGCUCUCAUCCAGCAUGCAGUCGAUAAGGUCACGCCGCCAGUCCACCGUCCUGUCAUCGGGUCCACUCGGCUCCGGAUCGGGGCUACUGCAGCAGCUGGGAUCCGGCAUGAUCCCAGAUUAUCCAGAUCAUCCAGAUAUAAAACUCCAACCCGCCAAUACCGGAAAUAGGAUCCAAGCCCGAGAAUCGAAUCGAUGCAUGACAACCGAACCCGAUGUUAGUCCCAUCUUUUUGCUAAUACAUAUAUAAAUAUAUAUUAUAUUAUACUCUUUUAUAAUACCAAUGUAUUGUGUGUGCCCCCUUCUCUCUUCUUGUCUCCAAUCAUUUGCUGUUUUACCCGUAUUCGUAAUACCCGUAAUAUACGUUAUAUCCGUAUCGGAGUGCGAGAUACUUUGAAACCAAGUAGCUCCAGCAGUUCCCAAUAUAUUUGCCCAGUAGCUAGAUAAUACCUAAUUGUGUAACAAUAACAUAAUACCAAUAACAAUACCAAUAGCCUAUGUAUGUAUGUAAAAUCGUUUGAAGCCGAACAACCAGAUUGAUGGUCUAUUUAUCUUGCAACAACUCUAUUACAGUAUCAACUAUUCUCCGGACGUAACUAAAGAUACAGAAACGCAAUCAGAUAAAUACAUUCAAAAGAAUCCAAUUACUUUUUAAUGCAAUUUCGGUCCAUUUAUGAAACACCAGUAAUCAACUUAUACUAUAUUAGCGGCAUAAAUACUAUAUAUGAAAUUAUGAAAAUUGUAAACGUAUACCAAGCGCAAGCAUAACUAAGUAUUUUCAGUCGAAUCUCUAAAUGUUGUUAGCCAAUCAAAUUUGAUGUGACCAAAACAACAUAUUAAUCCCAAAUUAAUUGUAAUUUAUCAAAAACAAAAGUGUCAAACACAGCCCAACAAUCACCAAAAAAAAACACACACAAUCCAGAUAAAAACA